This is a messenger RNA of Ramularia collo-cygni, 894 nucleotides long. RefSeq lists its product as uncharacterized. The record is from RefSeq and is a predicted model, not a curated record. The coding region runs from base 1 to 894 and encodes 297 amino acids. NCBI's taxonomy places the organism in Eukaryota, Fungi, Ascomycota, Dothideomycetes, Mycosphaerellales, Mycosphaerellaceae. Gene Ontology annotation, molecular function: protein binding. The transcript is spliced from 2 exons.
AUGGAAGGACUUCAGUUCAAAAGCAUCAUACAGUGCAAACCGUUCAGGUUUCUCGUUGGAGUCAAGAAGUACGAGUUUUUCGUGCAUCCAACCCUCAUAUCUCACCACUCGCGACCUUUGAGUGUCCUCAUGAAUGGCAGCAUGCAAGAAGCUAUAAAUGGCUACGCAUCGAUCGACGAUGUCGAUGGGGACACCUUUGCCCGCUUCGUGGAGUACCUUUACACUGGCGAGUAUCCGGCUGCGGAGCCCUUGCUCUUGCUAGACGACGGCGCCAUUGCACAACAACAUGCCGACCAAGUGAGAGACUCAGCUCUGCCACCAGAGCUGCAAGAACAGCCAGUGCAUGCCGAGCAAUCCACUACGAUGAAAGAUGCACUCCCAGCGCAUGAGCACGAUCCCUGGACCGCGUUUUCGACGACGACGACAAAAACCCGGAAGAAGCCCAUGACUUCGCAGCAGAGAGCGUGGCGGGAAUUUCAGUCUAUCUCCUUUGAGGUCUGCGCUGCGCGGCCAGAUUCUGCACCGCGAGCGAACCAAGAAGCUUAUGAAGGUUACACCGACGUGUUUCUCUCUCAUGCAAAGAUCUAUGUCUUUGCAGACAGAUAUGACAUCAACAAUCUGCGGUCGCUCUCGCUUCAGAAGCUACACAACACCUUAGUGCAAUUCACGCUCUUUGAACAGCGAGUCUCGGACAUUGCCUCACUACUUCAGUAUUGUUACGAGCACACGGCGGAACGCGAAGGAUCAACGGACGACUUACGAUCCCUUAUCACUCGUUAUGUUUGCUGUAACUUGGAGAGUAUGAUGAAAGAUGAGACAUUCAGGAGGACAAUGAAGGGUGAUCAUGUAUCAUCAUGGGACAUAUUGAACCAAGUACUUCAUAGAUUGAAUUGA